UCAUUUGUUAUAGCAAUUACGAUAUUUUUUUAAAAUUUCUAUAAUAUACAUAUACAGAAAUAUAUAUAUAUAAAAGAAAUAGUUGAGUUGAGAGAUCUUUCUUUGGUCGUCUCAAUUUUUCGUAUCUUUACAUUUCGAAGGAAAUAUCUGCCGUAAUUAUCAUGUGAUAGUUGUCGUACUUCGUUCGUCUCUUCGUCUCUUCUACGAAGUGCGUUUUUAGGAAGCCGACUUUUUUUUUUUUUAACUAUCUCCGAACCCGCAGAAUUAAAAAAAAUAUAGAAAAGGAAGGAAAAAUAAAUCAACUUGAUUCAGAGAAGGGAAAGAAAACAAACAACUAAAAAGAUAUGGGUUGCUGCUUUAGUAAAAAGCAGGAUAAAGACAAGUAUAGUGGACCAGAUGAAAACGACGGUUUGCUCCAGGAUCCUGCCAAUGUUGACAGCCCGAGUCUUCAUACUGGAAGGUUUUUUUUUAACUGAAUGUGGGGAGCAUUCAGAUAAAGUUGACGAGCAAUCAAAACUAGGUAGGAUACUCCAGACAACUGCAAGGAACAUCAUUGACGUUGCUGCUAUGGAACCACAAAGCAUGGAACACAAUGAAUAUCAUGACAAAGCUAAAUUGUACAGUGACAAAUUAAAUAGCGCUUUAAAUGGCUCUGGUCGAAUCCGAACGUAUAAAACACAGUUACCAAACAGUACAAAUAAUCCACAAGUAAUUUUGUCGUCACAGCCUUUGCCUUCUACAGAUCUUUUAUUGAUUAAAAAAGCAGCUGACCAAGCCUGUGAUGCUUACAAUCAUAUUCAAGUCAAUCAUAAAGAAGAAUUAAUAGUACCAUUCAGGGUUUGUUAAGUCUAAACUCCCCUUCCAAAAUGAAUGAUUUUUUUAAGAAAAAAACAAAACAAAACAAAAGACAUUAGCAAAAUCCAGUGUGUGCUUGCUUUCACUUACCCACACGCACACUCACUCAUGGCUGCUGCAUCGCUACCAGCAGAUGCUGUGCACUUAUUGGUGAAUGUUAACACAUGUAUUGGCUUGGUCACAAACACACACACACACACACAUACACACAUCACAAACACACACGUUUUCCCCGAAAGUUGUAUCUUUCUUAACGAAUGUUUCAUUAUAAAAAUUGAAAAAUAGGAAGAUGUUCUUUCUUCCAUCAGAUUGCUGAUCAUGGGCUAUGUGAGUAAAAUGGGAGACAUGAUGCUGCUUGUUCAAUCUAAAAUUCUUUACCAGUGUCCUAUUAACAUACAAUUAAUAAAAAAGCUAGAUGGUUUUCAACUAUGCUAAAUUUUCAAAAUUUAUCUUAAAUGUUUUAUUACCAUUAAUUGAAAAUAAAAUCUUUUGACAUUU
Octopus sinensis (East Asian common octopus) is the source of this 1353-nucleotide messenger RNA. Its product is annotated as ragulator complex protein LAMTOR1. NCBI's taxonomy places the organism in Eukaryota, Metazoa, Mollusca, Cephalopoda, Octopoda, Octopodidae. The transcript is spliced from 6 exons. Gene Ontology annotation, molecular function: guanyl-nucleotide exchange factor activity; molecular adaptor activity. Bases 397 to 846 code for a protein of 149 amino acids. Gene Ontology annotation, biological process: positive regulation of MAPK cascade; cholesterol homeostasis; positive regulation of TOR signaling. The record is from RefSeq and is a predicted model, not a curated record. Gene Ontology annotation, cellular component: lysosome; late endosome membrane; Ragulator complex.